Cucurbita pepo subsp. pepo (vegetable marrow) is the source of this 1143-nucleotide messenger RNA. The record is from RefSeq and is a predicted model, not a curated record. Lineage: Eukaryota; Viridiplantae; Streptophyta; Magnoliopsida; Cucurbitales; Cucurbitaceae.
AUGGCCUCGCAAAACCGCCCUUCCCGAUCCCUCGAAAACCCGCCGGAAACCGGUAAUCCGAUGUCAAUUGCCAGUUUUCCGGGCAGAGUAAUGGAAACGCUGAAAACCAAUCUGGUAUUCCGGUCAAAAUUGGCAGAAUUGAACGGCGCAAUGGGCGAUUUGGGGACAUAUAUUCCCAUAGUCUUAUCCUUGACACUCUCCAAGAAUCUCAAUUUAGGCACCACAUUGAUUUUCACCGGAAUCUACAACAUCAUCACCGGCCUAAUAUACGGCGUUCCGAUGCCGGUCCAGCCGAUGAAAUCUAUUGCCGCCGCUGCCCUGGCCGAUCCCGAAUUCGGCGUGGCAGAGAUCAUGGCGGCCGGAAUCUUGACCGGCGGGAUUCUGUUUUUUCUGGGUGCGACAGGGCUGAUGCAAUUGGUUUAUAAAUUCAUUCCGUUGCCGGUUGUGAGAGGAAUUCAAUUGGCUCAAGGCUUGUCUUUUGCUCUCACGGCUGUUAAAUAUGUCCGUUAUGAUCAAAAUAUGGCGAAAUCCAAAUCUCUUGACGGUCGUGGGUGGCUUGGAUUUGACGGAUUGAUUCCGGCCAUUGUUUGUGCUUGUUUUGUAAUCAUCGUCAACGGCGCCGGAGAAGAAGAGCACCGUGAAGAACCACCGGCGGAGGGAAGUAAACGAGAGAAGGUGAGGAGGAUCGUAACAAAACUUCCAUCGGCGUUUAUAAUUUUCUUGAUCGGCGCCGCUUCUCUGUUCAUUCGAACGCCGGAAGUGGUGAACGGCGUUAGAUUUGGGCCGUCGCCGAUGAGUGUCAUGAAGAUUACAAAGAGCCAAUGGAAAAAGGGGUUUAUAAAGGGUACAAUUCCUCAGCUUCCUCUGUCCAUUUUAAACUCUGUGAUCGCCGUUUGUAAGCUCUCCAUGGACCUUUUUCCCGGGAGGGUUUUCACCGUCACGUCGCUGUCGAUGACGGUGGGGCUUAUGAACAUGAUUGGUUGUUGGUUCGGCGGCGUUCCGACCUGCCACGGUGCUGGUGGGCUUGCUGGUCAGUACAAGUUCGGCGGCAGGAGCGGCGCGUGCGUUGCCUUGCUCGGCGCCGCAAAGUUGCUGCUUGGCUUGGUUCUCGGAAGCUCUAUUGCAAAGGUUCAGCUUUUUUGA